GGGGAGUGUGCAUGAGCGUGCGUUUCAUCCAGAUUUAACAGAGACUGAAGCAUCACUUCAACAGGGAAACUACAAGUCGUCUUCUUACAGAACCGUGUCCAGCGGCGCAUGAAUAAUGUGUGGAAUCUUUGCCUACCUAAAUUACCGAGUGUCUCGCACCAGAAAGGAGAUAUAUGAGACGCUGGUGAAGGGACUGCAGAGGCUGGAGUACAGAGGGUACGAUUCAGCAGGUAUUGCUGUAGAUGGCCCUAACAAGACAACCACUGAGAUCAACAACAACUCUAUCUGCUUGAUCAAAAAGAAGGGGAAGGUCAAGGCUCUGGAUGAGGAGCUAUACAAGAAAGACUCACUGGAACUCGACACGGAGCUGUACACACACUUUGGACUGGCUCACACUCGCUGGGCCACACACGGUGAGCCGAGCCCUGUCAACAGCCAUCCUCAGCGCUCUGACAAGGACAACGAGUUUGUCGUCAUCCACAAUGGCAUCAUAACCAACUACAAAGAGCUGAAGGAAUACCUGAUCACCAAAGGAUAUGAGUUUGAGUCAGAGACGGACACAGAGGUGAUCCCAAAACUGAUCAAAUAUGUUUAUGACAACCGAGAGAACGACAGCGUCACCUUCUCCAUGCUGGUAGAGAGGGUCAUCCAGCAGCUGGAGGGAGCCUUUGCGUUGGUGUUUAAAAGCCGUCAUUACCCUGGAGAGGCAGUGUCUACCAGGAGAGGAAGUCCGCUGCUCAUCGGUGUGCGAAGUGAGCAUGAGCUGCCGACUGAGCACAUCCCCGUCCAGUACAACAGCUCUCAUCUUAAGGAGGGAGUCCAAGAGAAGAACAGCCAUAACCGGACUGACUGCCCCAAUGCCAUUAACUCUGUGGGGGAUGGCAGACCUGUGGAGUAUUACUUUGCAUCUGAUGCAAGUGCCAUAAUUGAGCACACCAACAAAGUGCUGUACCUGGAGGAUAAUGACAUUGCAGCUGUAAGAGGAGGGAAUCUCUCAAUCCACAGGAUAAACCGGCAGGCAGGCGAAGAUCCAGUGAGAGCCAUUCAGACCCUGCAGAUGGAGCUGCAGCAGAUCAUGAAAGGAAACUUUGAUGCCUUCAUGCAGAAGGAGAUCUUUGAGCAGCCAGAGUCAGUAUUUAACACUAUGAGAGGCCGGAUUUGUUUCGACACCAACACAGUGGUUCUCGGAGGGCUGAAGGACCACCUGAAGGAGAUCAAACGUUGCCGACGGCUAAUUGUGAUCGGUUGUGGCACCAGUUUCCAUGCUGCAGUCGCUACCAGACAGAUCCUGGAGGAGCUGACAGAGCUGCCUGUCAUGGUGGAGCUGGCAAGUGACUUCCUGGACCGCAACACACCUGUCUUCAGAGACGACGUUUGCUUUUUCAUCAGCCAAUCAGGUGAGACCGCGGACACUCUGAUGGCACUGCGCUACUGCAAAGAGCGUGGUGCUCUGACAGCUGGUGUAACCAACACCGUGGGAAGCUCCAUUUGCAGAGAAACUGACUGUGGAGUCCACAUCAAUGCUGGGCCAGAGAUAGGAGUCGCUAGCACUAAGGCAUAUACCAGUCAGUUUGUGGCACUCAUCAUGUUUGGCUUAAUGAUGAGUGAGGACAGACUCUCCCUGCAGACGAGAAGACUGGAGAUAAUCAGCAGCCUCAAGGUGCUACCUGAACUGAUAAGAAAGGUGUUGUCACUGGAUGAAAAGAUUAAGACCAUUGCCAAUGAAUUAUAUCAGCAAAGGUCCCUUCUGGUUAUGGGCCGAGGUUACAAUUACGCUACCUGUCUUGAGGGGGCGCUGAAAAUUAAAGAGAUCACGUACAUGCACUCGGAGGGCAUCCUGGCCGGAGAGCUGAAGCAUGGUCCUCUGGCACUUAUAGACAAGCACAUGCCCAUCAUCAUGGUCAUCAUGCGUGAUGCCUGCUAUAUAAAGUGUCAGAAUGCUCUGCAGCAAGUCUCUGCCAGAUCGGGUCGACCUAUCAUCAUCUGUUGCCAGGGCGAUUCUGAUGUGACCAAGAAUGCCUACCAGACCAUUGAGCUGCCACAAACUGUGGACUGUCUCCAGGGUGUCCUUAGUGUCAUCCCCCUGCAGCUGCUUUCAUUCCACUUGGCUGUUCUGCGUGGAUAUGAUGUUGAUUGUCCCAGAAACUUGGCCAAGUCUGUAACGGUGGAAUAAUUGCUGUUCAGAAAGCCCAGAAGAUAAGAGAAGUGGCUUUACGAAAUUUACAGUUCAGUUGUGCAAUCAAAUAUUCUGUGUGUGUGUGUGUGGGUGGGGGGGGUGAAUGUGUGCGUGAUUGUGUGACAGGGGAAGUAUGGAGCCUGGGUUUAUUUGUGUGGAUGAGCUGAAGUAGUGAGACUGAAAGAAAGUGAUGGAUGAAAGAAAGUACAAGAUAUGAUGAAUUUAAAAGUAGAAAAAUGUGAAAUCUGACCAAUCCACUGCUGCAGAAUGGACUGUACCAUUGAGGUCUUGUGGAACAACCUAUGAAGACAACACUUUAACCUGCUGUGCCUUUUUAAAAUCGUGACUUGAGCCAAACACGUCACGGGUAUAACAGAAAAACAUUGAAAUGGUACAAUGAAGUGUUUAUAACUGUGCAAUAUGGGCACCAAAUGUGCAUUAUGAAUGUACACAAUCACAUGGUGAUUAUUUUCUCUUCUUAUUUUAUGAAUUUAUCUUGUCCAUAGAAAGGGGGGCGGGGUGUUACUGUUUUUGUAUAAUUACAAAAUAGUCAUAACAAUCUCGCUUUUGUAUAUUUCCUUUUAAAUUCAUUAUUGUACAUGAAGGGGUUGUAGUCCAUAAUCUUAUUUUCGUAUUUUAUAUUUUAUUUUAAUUAAAAUAUAUUGUUCGAAGCUCAUUGCAGAAUGACCCCCACCCCCUUUAAAAAAAAAACAAUCUGCACUUCUUUAGAAAAGCAUUAUUGGUCUUAUUGGAAGA
Melanotaenia boesemani (Boeseman's rainbowfish) is the source of this 2932-nucleotide messenger RNA. It is a transcript of the gene gfpt2, whose product is annotated as glutamine-fructose-6-phosphate transaminase 2. Gene Ontology annotation, molecular function: L-glutamine:D-fructose-6-phosphate transaminase (isomerizing) activity; carbohydrate derivative binding. The transcript is spliced from 19 exons. The record is from RefSeq and is a predicted model, not a curated record. The coding region runs from base 116 to 2173 and encodes 685 amino acids. Gene Ontology annotation, biological process: UDP-N-acetylglucosamine metabolic process; carbohydrate derivative biosynthetic process; protein N-linked glycosylation. Lineage: Eukaryota; Metazoa; Chordata; Actinopteri; Atheriniformes; Melanotaeniidae.